Molecule: messenger RNA, 2135 nt
Organism: Pipistrellus kuhlii (Kuhl's pipistrelle)
Lineage: Eukaryota; Metazoa; Chordata; Mammalia; Chiroptera; Vespertilionidae
Gene: C4BPA
Product: complement component 4 binding protein alpha
Exons: 14
Coding region: 209-2032 (607 amino acids)
Biological process (GO): negative regulation of complement activation, classical pathway
Source: RefSeq, a predicted model, not a curated record
GUCCCCAAUCAGCCAACCACAUGGCUGUAAUUCCGGGACUUUUGGUAGACCAAUGACUAGAAAGCAUCAGGAUAUUCUGGUAAACUGUUAUCUGAGGAUGAAAUAGAACCAUUAGAGAUCAAGGCAGUUUUCUUCCUUAAGAAACUACCCAAGGCAUCACAAUAGAGUCUUCUGCUGCUUCCUCAGCUACUUGCAGAAAAGGUGAAAAAUGGUGGAGACACCUGAGAUCAUGCACCCUCCAAGAGCUCCAAAUGGCACCCUUGAUAGAAAGGGGAGAAUGACAGCCUGGCCCUUCUCUAGGCUGUGGAGAGUCUCCGGUUCAACUCUGUUCCAAAUGACUGUGGUGGCUGCUCUCCUGGCUACUGUUCUUGGUGAUUGUGGUCCUCCACCCAAUUUAAACUUUGCCUUUCAAAUGGAAAAGUUCAAUGAGACAAGCUACAAAGAAAGAACUCGUGUGCACUAUAGCUGCCGCCCUGGCUUCUUUAAGACCAGUUCAAGAACUUAUAUUACCUGUGAAAAUGGCGAGUGGCGGUACGAUACCUUCUGUGUCAGGAAAAAAUGCAGCAACCCAGGAGAAUUACGUAAUGGGGAAGUGAUCUUGAAGCCAGAUUACUCUUUUGGAUCUCAUGUAGAAUUCAACUGCUUAGAAGGAUAUGUCUUAAUAGGCUCACCCAUUAGUUAUUGUGAGAUCCAAGAUAGAAAUGUUGGCUGGAGUCAUCGUUUCCCACAAUGUGAAAUUGCCAAGUGUAAAGCUCCUCCAUCCAUCAGCAAUGGGAGGCACAAUGCUGGAUAUGAAGAUGUCUACCCAUAUGGCUCUUCUGUCACCUACAGUUGUAACCCCCGCUUCUCCCUGAUUGGUGAUGCUUCCAUUUCCUGCACAGUGGAGAAUAAAACAAACGGUGUCUGGAGACCCAGCCCUCCGACUUGUAAAAGAGUCACCUGUACUCAGCCACAGGUUAAACAUGGAAAGAUCACCUUUGGAUUGGGACCCACCUAUACUUACAAAGACUCUAUUACUUUUGAGUGCAAUAAAGGUUUUGCCCUCAGAGGCAGAGAGACAAUUCAUUGUGGGGCUGAUAACAACUGGGAUCCUUCUCCUCCCACCUGUGAGAUCAAUGCUUGUACUAACUUACCAGAUAUCCCACACGCUUCCUGGGAAAAAUAUAACUAUCACCCACCAACAAAAGACCAACUGUAUGACGUUGGGACUGUGUUGAGGUACCGCUGUCAUCCUGGCUAUAAAACCGCUGGAAAUAAGCCUCUGACUGUGACUUGUCAGAAAAAUUUGGAGUGGACCCCAUAUGCAGAAUGUGAGGAGGUUUGUUGUCCAGUACCAGAGUUGAAGCAUGGCGAAAUCACUGCGCGAAGACCACCGAAAAAAGAAGUUGUAGCCAAUAAGUGUGAAUAUUUCUAUGGAGACUCAAUUUCCUAUUCAUGUGAUGAGAGACGCAAGUCUGAAGCUUCAUGCCAAGGAGAUGGCACCUGGAGUCCUGAAACACCAACAUGUGGAGAGAGUUGCUUUUAUCCUCCUGUCAUUGACCAUGGACGUCCUAAACUAACUACACACACAUUCACAGCAAAUAAGGCUAAUUAUGAAUGUGACAAAGGAUACAUUCUGGUUGGAAAUCCCACUAUCACCUGCAGUUAUUCACGCUGGUCUGGUCCACCUCCUCAAUGCAAAGCUCUGUGUCCAACACCAGAGAUAGAACAUGGAAAUCUGCUUGUGGGUAAGGAUCAGUUCCUUGAAAGUGAAAAUGUCACCAUCCAGUGUGACUCUGGCUAUGCUGUGGUCGGUCCUCAAAACAUCACCUGCUUAGAGGACAGAACCUGGUACCCAGAGGUGCCCAAGUGUGAGUGGGUGGUCCCUGCAGGCUGUGAGCAAGUGCUAGCUGGCAAAAAACUCAUGCAGUGUCUGCCUAACCCAGAGGAUGUGAAGAUGGCCCUGGAGCUAUAUAAAUUGUCUUUGGAAAUUGAACUCCUGGAAAUACAUAGAGACAAGGAGAAGAAAUCCAUUCUGGAGCCAUCACUCUGAUUUUUCCCAGAAGAGGCAGGGAAAGGUGCCCUGCUGCCUUCCAUUCAACAUGGGUCACUUUAGUUUAGCAACUCUGCCAUUCUUUUGCAUUCAAAUAAAUACC